AUGGCCGAAAAUGCAAUAACAGACACCGAAGCCAUGGGCGAAGCGGCCAAAAUGACCCACGAGGAAGUCACGCAGUUGGCGCAGCUCACGCCUGAAGAGAAAGCUAUCGAGAAGCGUCUCCGUCGCCGCAUCGACUGUAUCGUUAUGCCGUUGGUGAUUCUGGUUUAUUUGAUGAAUUAUAUUGAUCGAAACAACUACGCCGCCGCAAAAGUCCAAGGCAUCAAAGGAGACCUCGGCCUUGACGACGCGGAGUACCAGACCGGACUGUCGAUCUUGUUCGUGGCGUAUAUCCUCAUGCAGGUCCCGUCGAACCUGCUGUUGAACUACAUGGGCAAGCCGUCUUUGUAUCUCGGAUUCUUUACGACCGCGUGGGGCCUUGUGUCGACGCUGACGAGCCAGGUGACGGGCUACGGGGGCAUCGUUGCGUGUCGGUUUAUUCUGGGGCUGGUGGAGGCGCCGUUCUUCGCGGGCGUGCUGUUUUACCUCUCAAAGUGGUAUACGAAGCGGGAGUUGGCGUUUCGGAUGAGUAUCUUUUAUUCGGGGUCGUUGUUGUCUGGUGCAUUUGGCAAUCUCAUCGCGGCGGGUAUACUGUCAGGCAUGCAGGGAAAACGGGGCCUGUCGUCGUGGCAGUGGCUGUAUGUGAUUGAAGGCGCCAUCACCAUGUUUGUCGGCAUUGGGGUCGCUUUUCUGCUGCCUGACUUCCCAGACACAUGGCACAUGCUGACGCCUGAGAUGAAGCAUGUUGCUAACCGGCGAAUGGCCAUCGAAGCGGCAGAGGCGGAUAUCGACGAGGCGGGCAAGAUGAGCCAGGUGAAGGGGUUGAAGCUGGCGUUCACGGAUAUCAAGACAUACGCGCUGGCUAUCGCGUACAUGUCCAUCACCGGCGCGAGUGGAUUCCAGAAUUACUUCCCAACGCUGACUAGCACCCUCGGCUACGACGAUACCAUCUCGCUGGUGCUGGUGGCGCCGCCGUACCUCUUCAUGGUCGUGUACAGCCUGACGCACUCGUUCCUGUCAGACCGCGUGGGCAACCGCUUCUGGUUCUUCGUGUAUCCCAUCCCGAUCACCAUUGUGGGAUUCAUCAUUUUCAUGACGACCGAUGCGUUCGGGCCUCGCUAUUUUUCCUUUUUCCUGAUGAUGUUCGUGUUCGCGCAGAACGGUACCGUGUAUUCGUGGAUUGCGAACGCCAUCCCCCGCCCGCCAGCCAAGCGCGCAGCCGCAUACGCCUUUAUCAAUUCAGUCGGCAACUCGGCUAGCAUCUGGACGCCGUACACGUAUCGCGAAAAGGACAGCCCGCACUAUGUAACAGCGAUGGCCGUGUGCAUCGCGCUGCAGGUGCUCGGGUUCCUGAUGGCUGUGUUCAUGUAUUUCCACCUCCGUUCGUUGAACACGCGGCUGGAGCGGCUCGAGAACGCCGAUGUGACCCUGACGGAGAAAGAGCUCCGGCGGUUGCAGCAUACGGCCGAGGUAGAGGGCAUCGAUAUCGCCGCCGCGCGACGCCUGCAGAAGGGAUUCCGGUACAUGACCUGA
Messenger RNA from Aspergillus campestris IBT 28561, 1530 nucleotides. Its product is annotated as putative MFS transporter. The record is from RefSeq and is a predicted model, not a curated record. Gene Ontology annotation, molecular function: transmembrane transporter activity. Gene Ontology annotation, biological process: transmembrane transport. The coding region runs from base 1 to 1530 and encodes 509 amino acids. The transcript is spliced from 3 exons. NCBI's taxonomy places the organism in Eukaryota, Fungi, Ascomycota, Eurotiomycetes, Eurotiales, Aspergillaceae. Gene Ontology annotation, cellular component: membrane.